Molecule: messenger RNA, 945 nt
Organism: Vicia villosa (hairy vetch)
Lineage: Eukaryota; Viridiplantae; Streptophyta; Magnoliopsida; Fabales; Fabaceae
Exons: 3
Coding region: 1-945 (314 amino acids)
Source: RefSeq, a predicted model, not a curated record
AUGUACUUUUAUAGAAACCUUAUGGGAAAGGCCGCCAGUAAUGUUACUCACAUUAAUAUUGCUGUCAUGAGGAAAGAGAAAGUGGGUGGUUAUGUUGCUAAAUUCUUUAAAGUUUGUUGGCCUAUUAUCAAAACUGAUGUGGUGGCUGCUGGGAGGGAAUUCUUUGAUCAGGGGCAAAUUUUGAAAGAGUUUAAUAAAACUGUGGUAACUCUGAUUCUAAAGACUGAGGAGGCAAAGCAUGUUAAGGACUAUAUACCAAUAGCUCGUUGCAUUACUGUCUAUAAAAUCAUUUCAAAAAUCAUGACCUCUAGAUUGGGCAAGGUUCUCCCUAGUGUCAUUGGUGUUAAUCAGGCUACUUUCAUUCCAGAUUGGUAUGCCAUGGAGCAAGAGCUAAAUGAAAUUGGGUUGCCUAGGAAAUUUAUCCAUUGGGUGAUGGCUGCUCAAAACACAAUUAGCUAUGUCUUCAAUGUUAAUAGUAGUGUGUCUGGGACUAUGCAGGCUAAAAGGGGUUUAAGGCAAGGGGAUCCUAUUUCCCCCUUACUUUUUGUGACUAUGAUGGAAUACCUGAAGCGGUUGUUGGAUAAUAUGCAGCAUAACUAUAACUUCAAUCAUCAUGCAAAGUGUGAGAGAUUGGGUAUUACAAACAUCACCUUUGCUGAUGAUGUGCUUUUGUUAUGCAAAGGGGAAGUAAACUCUGUCAAUAGAUUACUUUCUACUGCCAAUGUUUUCUCUGCUUCAACAAGAUUGGUGAUUAACCCUAAGAAAUGCAAGGUCUACUGUGGUGGUAUGGACAAGGUUUCUAAGGUUCAAGUGAUUGAGGCAACCAAUUUUGAUGAAGGGCAAUUACCCUUUAGAUAUUUGGGAGUCCCUAUUACUAGUAAGAAGCUGAACACUAACCAUCACAUGCCUCUGAUAGAUAGAAUUAUGAGCAGGAUCAUGCAUUGA